Messenger RNA from Oncorhynchus nerka (sockeye salmon), 5397 nucleotides. RefSeq names its product phosphatidylinositol 4-kinase beta-like. Gene Ontology annotation, cellular component: cytoplasm; membrane. The transcript has 12 exons. Gene Ontology annotation, biological process: phosphatidylinositol-mediated signaling; phosphatidylinositol phosphate biosynthetic process. NCBI's taxonomy places the organism in Eukaryota, Metazoa, Chordata, Actinopteri, Salmoniformes, Salmonidae. The coding region runs from base 163 to 2985 and encodes 940 amino acids. The record is from RefSeq and is a predicted model, not a curated record. Gene Ontology annotation, molecular function: 1-phosphatidylinositol 4-kinase activity.
AUAUUUUGAGGCGGAUCCGUUGGCUAGAGGUUUCGGAUUUGCGCAGCAUCAGAAUGAGAUUUGAGCUGGGGUGCUAGAGUCUUUCCAAAUGGAAUUACAAAUCCAAUGGAUAGAUUGAGACCCUAAAAUAAAAAAUAUUGUCAAGGGGGUUCAACUGCCACCAUGGCUGAAAUGGAAGUGGCUAUCUCUCCUGCCCAGAUCGAGACACUUCAUCUCAGCCCCUCGCUGUCCUCCACCUCUACAUUUUCCUGCCCUUCCUCACCUGGAUCCUCUUCUUCCUCAUCCUCCUGCUCGGACUGCUCCUCGGACUGCCCCAACCAGCACCAGUCCUCCUCCAGUCCCAGAAGCUCCAGCCCCAGUGGCUGCAGCAGCGGCAGCGAUGGCAUGCGGGGCUGCAGCCCUCCUUUGGACAUCAUAUCUGAGGACGCUAUGGAGCUGGACCUGGUCAUCGACCCUGAAGUGGCCCUGAAGGCUUGCCAGGAGGUCCUGCAGAAUGUCAAACUUCUGAAGGUUGAGGAAGAACCAGAGUUGUUGGAAAAGUGCAGCCCGCAAAGGCGGCUGCCCAAUGGAACAGUAUACUUGGAGCCUUUUGACACGGGUUCGAUUAAAGAGGAGGAAGAACAGCAUGAUCCUCUACAACAAAUAACGCUACCAUGCCCUCUGUCACAACAGCCUUGUGACACAGGUUCCAUUAAAGAGGAAGAAAGUGAUGCUCUUCGACAUAUUCCUUGUGACACCGGUUCGAUUAAAGAGGAGGAUGAAGAGGAGGAAGAAAAGCGUGAUCCUCCCCGACAAAUUACUCCCACAUGCCCCCAGUCGCAACAACAGAAUGGCGACCAGUCCUCCGCAGCAGCCAAGCAGUCCUUGCUUUUACGGUUAUUUGAGUCUAAGCUCUUCGACGUCUCCAUGGCCAUCUCCUACCUGUACAAGUCCAAAGAGCCCGGCGUCCAGGCCUACAUUGGCAACCGCCUCUUCAGCUUCUCGGACGACGACGUGGACUUCCACCUACCCCAGCUGCUCAACAUGUACGUCCACAUGGACGAGGAUAUGGGCGACGCUAUCCGGCCCUACGUGGUGCACCGCUGCCGCCAGAGCAUUGCCUUCUCCCUGCAGACGGCAUGGCUGCUCGGCGCCUACUCCUCCGACAUGCACAUCUCUACCCAGCGCCACUCGCGCGGCACCAAGCUGCGCAAGCUAAUCCUCUCCGACGAACUAAAGCCCCACUCGGCUUCUAAAGGUGUAGAUCCAGCUGGUGCUGCAGCCACCAGCCCUGGGCUGCGGGACGGUGCUCGGAUUCACCAGCGGCACGCCGUGGAGCUGUCCCCGGCUCCCGACAGCCAGAUCAUCCCUGCCGAUGCCUACCUCUCGCCUUCCAAGCGGACACACCAGCGGUCCAAGUCGGACGCCACGCAUUGCACGAGCCUGGCGACUAGCCUCAAGAGAACAGCCAGCAACCCCAAGGUGGAAAGGGGCUACGAUGAGCCGCUGCGCCUGACGCCACAGAGGGAGUUCAUCAAGUCUCUGAUGGGCAUUGGCAAGCGGCUGGCCACGCUGCCCACCAAGGAGCAGAAGACCAAGCAGCUCACCUCAGAGCUGUUAGUGCUCAACCACAAGCUGCCUGCCCGCGUCUGGCUGCCCACUGCAGCCUUCGACCAUCACGUGGUGCGUGUGCCCCACACACAGGCCGUGGUGCUCAACUCCAAAGACAAGGCCCCGUACAUCAUCUAUGUGGAGGUGCUGGAGUGCGGGAGUUUCGAGACGUCUGCCAUUCCCGUGCGCAUUCAUGAGACGCGCAUCCGCAGUGCCCGCUCUGCAGACAACCUCCUCCCAGAGUGCGUUGGCAUCACAGCCGAGCAGCGUGCCGGCAGCUUCUCCACCGUGCCCAACUACGACAACGACGACGAGGCCUGGGCCGUGGACGACAUCGGCGAGCUGCAAGUGGAGCUCCCAGAAGGCCACACCAGUAGCAGCGACAACAUCUCCCAGUUCUCUGUGGACAGCAUCACCAGCACGGAGAGCAAGGAGCCCAUCUUCAUCGCCGCCGGCGACAUCAGGCGACGUCUGUCAGAGAACCUGGCCCACACCCCCACCACGUUCCGGAAAGAUCCGGAGGACCCGUCCGCUGUGGCGCUCAAGGAGCCCUGGCAGGAGAAAGUCAGGCGGAUAAGGGAGGGCUCUCCUUACGGUCACCUGCCAAACUGGCGGCUGCUGUCGGUCAUCGUGAAGUGUGGGGACGACCUGAGGCAGGAGCUACUGGCCUUCCAGGUGCUCAGCCAGCUGCAGUCCAUCUGGGAGCAGGAGCGUGUCCCCCUGUGGAUCAAGCCCUAUAAAAUCCUGGUGAUGUCAUCGGACAGCGGGAUGAUUGAGCCCGUGCUGAACGCUGUCUCUCUGCACCAGGUGAGGAAGCAGAGCCAGCUGUCUCUGCUGGACUACUUCCUGCAGGAGCACGGCAGCUACACCACCGAGGCCUUCCUCACCGCCCAGCGCAACUUUGUGGAGAGCUGCGCCGGCUACAGCCUCAUCUGCUACCUACUGCAGGUCAAAGACAGACACAAUGGCAACAUCCUCCUGGACUCUGAGGGCCACAUCAUCCACAUUGACUUUGGUUUCAUCCUGUCCAGCUCACCCAGAAACCUGGGCUUUGAGACCUCUGCUUUUAAGCUCACCAGCGAAUUUGUGGAUGUGAUGGGAGGCCUGGAUGGAGACAUGUUCAACUACUACAAGGUGCUGAUGCUCCAGGGCCUGAUAGCUGCUCGCAAACACAUGGAGAAAGUGGUCCAAAUAGUGGAGAUCAUGCAGCAAGGCUCCCACCUGCCCUGCUUCCAUGGCUCCAGCACCAUCCGCUACCUGAAGGAGCGUUUCCACAUGAGCCUGACGGAGGAGCAGCUACAGGUGCUGGUGGAGCAGAUGGUGGAUGGCUCCAUGCGUUCCAUCACCACCAAGCUUUACGACGGCUUCCAGUACUUCACCAACGGCAUCAUGUGAACAGUUCAACACCGGGACACAACCACAUAGGACAUCCACAUGGGAGAGCAAGCAAUCAUGUACACACACACAUACAGAUGGUGGCGAACAUGUGCAUAUGGACUCAAACAUGUGCUUGCCAUAGCAGCACAUCUACAAAAAUGGACUCUUGUAUAGACUAGUACUACAGGACUUGUAUAGACUAGUACUACAGGACUUGUUUGCAAACUUGAUAUGUUCUUUGUCUUAGACUCCUCCCCCCCUCCUCCCCCCUCCUUGUUUUGGCCUUGUGGAGGGGGAGACUGCACCUCCUUCCUCCUGUCCAUAGGACUUUUACCUCAUUGACGGUUUAAAAAAAGAGGCAUAACGCACAGUUCAAAUCACACAUGAAAACGAUUAAGUAUCAAUAUUGGAGGAGGUACUUCAUUGAAAAGGGGAGGGGCAAUGUGGGAGAGGGCGUGGUGUAAAUUCAGAGGAGCCAAGAAGCGUUUUCUCAGAUUGGACAACUGCAAGAGCAAAUCAGAGGUACAUAUCGAAUAUGUACUUAUUUUCCAUUGUUCUUAGAGCAAAAUGGACUUUGAGAAGCCACUAUGUAACGACAAAGAAAGCACAAGACAGGUUUUCUAAUGGACAAUUUCCCUUCUUCUCUGAAAAUUCUGUGGUCAUCAAGAAUGAGCCAGCCCAAAGAGAGGGAGGGAAGGACUAUUAAAAACCAUGGGUGUAUGAGUGUUAUCUGUCAGGAAAACAACACUUUAUUCCAAGAGUUUGAUUUGUUUUGAACUGGAAGUUUGAACUAGGACCAACACGUCUCUUCUUAGGGGUCCAAGCAUGCAGCGAAGCUGCUGGUUGUGUUUUUCUUUCCAUCCUUAAAAGGAGCAGUUUCAUUUCAAUCUGGGUUUCAGACAACUGGUUCUCAUCCAGUAAAGCACAUCUGUACUUACUGUUACAGAUAGAAAUACCAUGAAUAAAAAGGACUGUUCUCUAUCAUCACAUGACAGUCUGUAUAUUCAACAGACUGUGUCAUGCCAACAUACAUCAUGUAGGGCUUUGCUUUGCUAGUGUCACUCUUAAAGCCACCAUACUUGAAGGAACGCUAGUGUCAUGUUGAGCCUCAUGCACUUGACAGUUAUGUUGAACCAAAAUGGCUACCUGUGGUUACAUAUAUAAAACAAUUGCAAUGGAUUUAUGCAAAAAAAACUCAACAUUGAUGUUCCACUAAUGUUUGUCUUUCAUCUCUAACUAAAUGUGUAUGUUAACGCAUUAUUAUUGUAUGUUAUGUUAACUAAGGUUGCAUAUUUAACGAAUGCUCAACACGUCCCUCUCUCGUUGGCUCUCAGAUGCAUUCCUGUGACUAACUCGGGCCAAUCCAGAGAGAGGGUUGUCCUUGAGCAGACAAUGUAAAUAAUGGGAGUGAUUUCAUUCCUCUGUCUGUUUUUAUUUCUCCUUAUUUUGAACAGUAUGAGCUCAUUAUCACAAGUCAACUUCCUUGAUAUGUGAAUGUUUUUUUUAAUAUGAUACUCUCUACUAAACCGAUUUUUUUUUGAGUUUUUUGCUCUCUUAAACACAAACAUGUAUUCAGUAUUGAAGAGAGCUGUUUGAAAAAGCUACGUGCUGGGAUAGCCUAUAACUUAUAUUACCUGCUUAUGUUUGAAAGCUGUGUUGUCGGUGGGUGGCUUUUGUGUAUAGCAAAAAUGACAGAGAGAACUCAAAUGAGUCAUGUGAGCAAACCAAUGCCUUGAGACAUACAACUUUUAUCAAUGCAACAGUUGGGACAAAGGCGUGCAGGUCAUGUACCCAGGAAGUUUAUUUGAUCAAAAGUUUUAAACACUUCCUGCUUACUCUUCAGUAAAUACUACUUUCAUUGCCUUUCCCCUUCAUUUAUUCCAACCCUAACAUUAUUCUGUAAAAUGAUGUAAAUAACUCAAGUGCAUUUUUAUCUUUACCGGAGUGGGUUCUGUCAAACCCCCGUUGAUGUUCUCUCCCAUUCUGAACCAUGGAGAAGCAGAAUUGUGUCUUUGUCCAGUGUCACACCAGCUAAAUGCUUGUCCAUAGGUACAGACUGCUCCAGAUAAUGUAUAGAUCACACUAUUGUUCUGAACAGAAAAAUGUCUGCUCUACAUGGAAAGUUUUUUUUUGCCCUUUUUUAAGUUCUGAACAUUGUGCCCUCAGAGAGACGUGGUUUUAGACGGAACUGGUCCACCGCUAACACCAAGCAAAGCAUUUAUUCGACUAAAUUAACAAGUCCUUCGUCCUUGAUACUAAAGACAUUUUAGAAUGUACAGGGGAAGAAAUAUUGCCCACUUUUGUAUCAGAACACUUUAAUCUUCCUAAUUAUAUGUUUCGCUUUUCAUACACAUGGUACAGAGACGAACCUUGUAUCAUGUUGCCUAAAUGCAUGACUCCUUCAAUAAAUUGGAAAGUUGUUUUCUUGAA